This is a messenger RNA of Gigantopelta aegis, 8661 nucleotides long. RefSeq names its product ADP-ribosylation factor-like protein 6-interacting protein 1. The transcript has 6 exons. Lineage: Eukaryota; Metazoa; Mollusca; Gastropoda; Neomphalida; Peltospiridae. The coding region runs from base 14 to 649 and encodes 211 amino acids. The record is from RefSeq and is a predicted model, not a curated record.
GAAAAUAAACAAAAUGGCCGACAGCACUGAAAAUCUCUCUCGUCAAAAUGAGCAGGGCCAGUCGAGUGAAUCGGAGGAUGACCGGCUUGCUAACAUCAAGAAGGAUAUGGAAGGAUGGCGCGAGGUGCUCAUACCGCUCAACAAACUUCUCAACUGGGAGAAACCAUACUACCCAGCCAUCAUCGUGGGAUUCACCACUUUUGUCUUCAUGUUGAUUUGGUACUUCGAGCCGUCAGUCCUGACAACCUUUUCCUUGAUUGGUUUGUUCAUGUGCAUUAUUGAUUUCAUUGUACCUAUGGUUGGACCAAUGCUGUAUUCUAAUACACAGUGGACUGUCGUCCAAGAACAGGAGUUUGAGCAGAUCUGUAUUCGACUGUGGAAUGCCAAAGUUCACUUCAACAACUUCAAGGAAACAAUGUCACAGCUGAAAACUGAAAAACCAAAAGUGUAUUUCAUUGUGGUCAUGGGGAUGCUGAUUCUCUUUGCAUGGAUUGGAUCUCUCUUUGACAAUAUGCUUCUAACCUACUUAAUAGUGAACGUGGCUCUUCUUCAAUCGGGCCUGAGACGCCAUGCCGUCGUCAGGAAGUAUAUCCAGAAAGGCAAGGCCAUUCUCGAUCGCACAGUGUUGAACAAGAGCAAAACGAAUUGAGCUGGUGUCGUCGCCAAAUAUCAUCAAGAACCAGAUGUACCUUUUCAAAAAGAUGUCAAGAGAUGGAGUCAGUGUUGUCGGUUCAGUGGUGGUCAUGUUGUUCAUAUUUUGAGCUUGAUAACGAUAGCAACUUUUAGUGUAACAUAAAACCUUUUUUUUUUUGCUUUUUGCUUUUAUGAAGUAAAAAAGGCGAAAUAUAGGUGUUGCUUUUUUGGAGGUGGUGGCAUCGGCAUCGACUUUGGUAUUUAAAGUUUAACGUUAAAGUUUUGUAAUUACAUCAGUUUUUAACAAACUAUUAGUCUGAGGUCGAUGAAACUUGGUUUGUUGUUUCACCUAAUUAAUUAAACAUUUUAAAAUACUUUUGCAUUUUGCAUAACGUUAAAGUUUUAUGUUUAGACCCAUUUCUCAUAAACUUUAAGUGAUAAAUCGAUGAAACUUGUUUUAUAGUUGUUGCUAUGGAUUUUAAUCACAAUUCAUGUGAAAAGAAUUAAACAUUAAUUAAACAUUUUUAAUUAAAAUAUUUAUUUUUUUCUCUACAUUAAAGUUUCGUGUUUAGAUCCGUUCCUAAUAAAACUAUAGGUCCUACAACAAUGAAACUUGGUUUAUGGUUGCACCAAUGGUUGUUCAUCACAGAAUGUGUGAACAGAAUUAAUUAUAAUAUUUUUGAAUUUAGCUAACGUUUUGUGUUUAGCUCCAUUUCACACACACUGCAAGUCCUAGAUCGAUAAAACUUGUUUAAUAGUUGUUCCUAUGAAUGUUCAUAACAAUAUGUGUGAAAAGAGUUUAAAAUUUAUAUGAUGCAACUAUCGGUAACACCGAAAGAGUUUAUGGUAGACGAGAUGUUUAAUUCCACCGAAUUCAUGUUUUUGUUUGGGUUUUCUGCUUCAAAUGUGUCAGACAAAAUUCACAGCCAUAUCUAUAGGGUUGGAGGGGUGCAAGUGGAAUGACUUUUUUUUUUCUUUUUUUUAAAAUCAAAAACAGUUUAAAUUUAAAUCUCACAGAGUCAAAAAACCUUUAAGCAUAUUUUGUUAACUUUUUCCAUUCUUGAAAAGUUGCCUCUCAUUUUGGGUCUAGACUAAAGCUAGGAUUCCUUUAAUGUAAACUUGGCUCCGACUAAGAUAUGUCCUAACACAGCCUUUUCAAAUGCUAGGUACAGUGCAUCCAUCUCUCCAUCUUAACGGUGCGAGAGGAUAACAUUGAUAUGUUCCCACUUUAAUGCAAACUUGGCUCCGACUAAGAUAUGUCCUAACACAGCCUGUUCAAAUGCUAGGUACAGUGCAUCCAUCUCUCCAUCUUAACGGUGUGAGAGGAUAACAUUGAUAUGUUCCCACUUUAAUGCAAACUUGGCUCCGACUAAGUUAUGUCCUAACACAGCCUGUUCAAAUGCUAGGUACAGUGCAUACAUCUUACCAUCUUAACGGUGUGAGAGGAUAACAUUGAUAUUUUCCCACUUUAAUGCAAACUUGGCUCAGACUAAGAUAUGUCCUAACACAGCCUUUUCAAAUGCUAGGUACAGUGCAUCCAUCUCUCCAUCUUAACGGUGUGAGAGGAUAACAUUGAUAUGUUCCCACUUUAAUGCAAACUUGGCUCAGACUAAGAUAUGUCCUAACACAGCCUGUUCAAAUCCUAGGUACAGUGCAUCCAUCUCUCCAUCUUAACGGUGUGAGAGGAUAACAUUGAUAUGUUCCCACUUUAAUGCAAACUUGGCUCCGACUAAGAUAUGUCCUAACACAGCCUGUUCAAAUGCUAGGUACAGUGCAUCCAUCUCUCCAUCUUAACGGUGUGAGAGGAUAACAUUGAUAUGUUCCCACUUUAAUGCAAACUAGGCUCAGACUAAGAUAUGUCCUAACACAGCCUGUUCAAAUGCUAGGUACAGUGCAUCCAUCUCUCCAUCUUAACGGUGUGAGAGGAUAACAUUGAUAUGUUCCCACUUUAAUGCAAACUAGGCUCAGACUAAGAUAUGUCCUAACACAGCCUGUUCAAAUGCUAGGUACAGUGAAUCCAUCUCUCCAUCUUAACGGUGUGAGAGGAUAACAUUGAUAUGUUCCCACUUUAAUGCAAACUUGGCUCCGACUAAGAUAUGUCCUAACACAGCCUUUUCAAAUGCUAGGUACAGUGCAUCCAUCUCUCCAUCUUAACGGUGCGAGAGGAUAACAUUGAUAUGUUCCCACUUUAAUGCAAACUUGGCUCCGACUAAGAUAUGUCCUAACACAGCCUGUUCAAAUGCUAGGUACAGUGCAUCCAUCUCUCCAUCUUAACGGUGUGAGAGGAUAACAUUGAUAUGUUCCCACUUUAAUGCAAACUUGGCUCCGACUAAGAUAUGUCCUAACACAGCCUGUUCAAAUGCUAGGUACAGUGCAUCCAUCUCUCCAUCUUAAUGGUGUGAGAGGAUAACAUUGAUAUGUUCCCACUUUAAUGCAAACUUGGCUCCGACUAAGAUAUGUCCUAACACAGCCUGUUCAAAUGCUAGGUACAGUGCAUCCAUCUCUCCAUCUUAACGGUGUGAGAGGAUAACAUUGAUAUGUUCCCACUUUAAUGCAAACUUGGCUCCGACUAAGAUAUGUCCUAACACAGCCUGUUCAAAUGCUAGGUACAGUGAAUCCAUCUCUCCAUCUUAACGGUGCGAGAGGAUAACAUUGAUAUGUUCCCACUUUAAUGAAUUCAUAUCAACAAUAUGUCUGCAUGCUGGAGUUUUGUUAAUGGAAUCCUGGCUUCACAUGACUCAGAUAUUACAUCUUGCAACUAUCAGGGGUGGGAAUUCUCCUUGGAUCAGCUGUUUUCCUCUCAUGGAACAUUGUGUUUCCUCGCAUUUUAAUCAUCCUUUCCUCCAAAAUGUGUCAGAUGGCACAGAUUUUAACCUAGGAUUUCAAGAAUUUCCGGGACCCCUCUCGAUUUCCUCUUUUUUACAAUUCACCAAUUCCCACCCCUGAACAAUUCACUUUUUAAAAAUAGUAUUAAGUGAAAAGCACAGUUUAAUAUUAAUCCUGUUGUCAAAAAUCCAGAUAGAACCGUUUAACCAAUGUUACACUAUAAUAUGAAGUGUUCAAAAUCCAUGCUCUGACACAUAACAUCAUCUAUUUGUUGCGUUAAUAAAACCCAUGACUUGAAAUAAACUUUUUUGGGUAAAAUGUGUACCACUAUAUGAAGACCUAAUCAGAAAUACAAUCCAUGAUCUAAGACAUAAUAUAACACAUUUGUUUUUGUUUUUAUCAAAGCCAUAAUAUGAACACAUAAGUGUUAUUGUAAUAAUUUUUGGAACCCAAGUUCCUUAGAGUUGUGUUUUCAGAUAUGUUGUGGUCAUCAAGAAAUGUAAUUAUUUUGAUGCAUAAUAACUUGAUAUUACACUGUGAAAUGGCUAAUGAAUUAAUGACCAUCUGUAAUGUUUUUUCUCUAUUUGGUGAUUCUCAUAGAAUCAUCCGUGUUUGUUAAUGUAUCUCUGGAAUGUUUAGUAUUGUUGUGGUCAAUUUAUUGCAUGUGAUUACCUUAGAUACCUUUUUUUUUUCCAUAUGGAUGUUUAUGGGAAUGUUAUAAUGGAAUAUAUAAUAUUGCAUAUUUAAUUCAACCUUUUCUACAGCAUUUUACCCUGCUAUUUGUAAGGGCUUGUGCUUUUUGUGAUUUAGUAUCAAUCUAGUUUUAAUAUUAUAUACGAAAUUGGCAUGCGUAAUAUAUUCCAUGCAGUCCCAAUUUCUACCUUUUUGAAAAUAUAUAACUGAUUAUCUUUGGAUGGUCAGAAUUUUAAGGCUUUGUGCAUACAUAUAUAUUUUUAUUUUUUUGUUUAUCUUUAACACCAUAAAAUUGAAUAGCAUAAUUAUUUAAAUAUUUACAGUCAGUUCAGCUGACAUAAAUGUUGAGCGCUUGUAGCUCUAUUGGUAGAAAUAUGGAAAAAUUCUAGAUAUCUUUGGAAUUGUAACAUUUUAAGAGAUGAUUCGUUUCUCUGACCUAAAUGUAAUUAUUAUUCAAAUUGUAUAACUUUCUAUUUGUUUUUAUCAUAAUUGGAAUCUUCUGUGAAAGAACAUUUACUUCAAAUAUUAAAACAGAAAUAUAUUUAGUAAACAUGCUCAACUGUUUAUUUAAUAAAUUAUGAAAAUAUCAUUUGGAUGCAUUUCGUGUAUCAAAAGUAGUUCAUUAUGGUGUUAAUAUGAUCAUAUAAUAAUUACAUAUGUUAAGAGCAUCUUCUGUUUGUACUUCGCAUUCAGCAGUGUUGCCGUUUUUAUCAAUUUCCAAAUUCAGUUCUUCGUAAUGAUGCUGUAGGCAGCAUAGCCAGCAUAAUUGUCUUGCCAGUAAUUAAUUUUAAAAUAAGGAUACCGUGUAAAUAUUUAUUUAUUCUCAUCCGGUACAGAUUUUGGAACUUUGUGUUUCAAUUUACUGUGUGUAUUCCCAUUUCCAAACAUUUUUACAUUCCUUUUCUUUUGCAGUUUUUGUUUUGUAGGUUUUGUUUUGUUUUUUAGGUUCUUUUGUUUUGUUGUUUCCAUUUUGUAGUUUUUGUUGUUUUGCUUUCAUCAUUUACGUUCACAUGAUUUAUUAAUUUUUGUGUCCAUUUGUUUGUGAAAAUCUAAGUUUGUCAAAACAUCAUAUGAAAAUUAGCUAGGCAGAUAAAAUAUUUUUGGAAUGAUUAAUAUGAAAAUGUUUGUGUUUACAUUUUUUUUUUUUAUUGUAUUAAUAUUUAGUAGUUACUAUUAAGCAAUAUAGCAUAUCUAUAUAAAUCUUUGUUGUAAUUCUGUUGUAUAUUUUUUUGGGUUUCGGCUAUAUUAUUAUAAAAAUUAUAUCGGUAAUGAAUACUCAUUUAAUAAGAUUUGCUUACCUUGCAUUUUAAUUAGUGCAUAAUGAAAUGUUGUCUUCUUAAACAUACACUAUUGGGCCUCAUUUGCUUUCAAUCCUUGUACCUUCAUAAUCAUUAUGUUGGCAAUAUUUUAUAACACAUUUUUUUUUAUAGUAUUGUAAUUUUUGUGUUCAGGUAAUAACAGCAACAAAGUUAUUUUGUGAGAAGGAAUGGUUCAGACUAUUGCAGCAAGUGAUAUAAUUUGUAACACAAACUUAUUACGGCACACACCACUAUUACCCUUCUGCUGUGUAGUGUAGUAGUUUAAUACAGUCCAGCUGGAAAGGUAUCCCUUUCUUUGAUUAAGAGAUAGUGCAUUAAAUACCUGAAGUUGCUUUUUGGGUAUUUUAGACACAGUUCUUGCUCCUUGUUCUACUUUAGUCAUCUCAAAACCUUCAUAAAUUGCAGCAAAUCUGAAAACUAGUUUUGAAUGGGUCAUAGCUCACAAUGUAAUUGGUCAACCUAAUAUUAAGAAAAAAUGCAUUUCAUACGUCUUGCAAUGUUUAUGUACACAAUACAAUUAUUUACAGAUUUCUGUAUAAAUGUGAAAGAAAGUUAAUGGUGGUGUGUGACCUUAAUAAAUGACAUUUUACAAAAAUCUAAAUUUUCAGCAAGAAGUUAAUGUUGUCAUUUUAUUUACUGUUUUUUAUUUUUUAUUAUUUUGUUUUUGUUUUUGUAUUUUAACAAAUGCUAGACCGUGACAUAGUUAUUAUUAUAACAAAUUAUUGCCACAAUUGUGUGUACAUUUUGUUAAUAGUCCCUGCAUGUGAUGUGCCUUAUCAUUUUCAUCAUUUUAAUGCCCAAUUUCAUGUAAUCAUUUUUAUUUUAGCAUUUUAACGUCUCAUUUCAUGUAAUAAUUUUCAUCUUUUCAGUCUGAUGACCUCUAGAACUUGAUAUUACCACCAAGAACAGAUUUUUAUGUACCGUACUUAAAACAAAUUAAAAUACUGGAAACUAAUUGUCAAAAUAUCAAAUUAAAGGAGCCAGCUUUUUUUUAUUUUAAAUUUAGUUUUUGGUUUUUUAUUUAGUUAAGACUGUGUGGUAUCCCGGCUGAUAAAGUUUGAAGCAAACUUAAGUCAUUUAGAAAUGUAAGAAUCAUAUGUUAAAAUGUGGGAAUUAGAAGUUAUUUCCAGAAAUCAAGAUGGAUAAAACCAUCCUGGCAGGUAAUAAUAUAGAAUGCUGGAUGUAUAUAAUAAUUACUCAUUAGUGACUACACACAAGAAGCCUCAUCUCUAUCUCAGUGGCCAGUCCAUACAUUGGGUUUAAGCUUCGAUCACCAAAUGCAAAUCAGAAUUGAAUUUGGUGAAUACAUUUUUUUUUUUUUUAAAUAAAUUGCCAAAAAGCUUCUUAAAAAAUUGAAAAUUGAAAUUCUUUAAAGAUUAAAUAUUAAAAAUAUAAUUCAGCUACAAAUAAAAAAAUAAAAAAAUAAUUGUAUUUUUUAAAACAAAAUUUGCAUAAAAUAAACCUGUUUCUUACCCAAUUUGCUAUUUUUGUUUGAGGAGGAAAAAAUCCUCCUUUCAUUUUGCAUACAAAAAAGUGAUGUGUAGAAAUGUGUUUUAAGGUUGGUUAACAGUGUGGUUAGUCGAAGCUUAUCCGAGUCGUUAUUCUUUGAUUAGAAUACAAAUGCAUGGAUCAUUCCUGUUUGGUUUGUUAUGUUUAAGAUUAUUGUUGAGAUUUUAAUUCACUUUGUGAUGAUGGAUUGUUGUAGUGAAUUAGUUACGUUUUGAAUGUUAAAGCAUUACAUUUUAAAAUAUAACAAUACACAUUUACCAACUGUCUGAAUCACAAAAUGCAUGGUUCUGAGGAAGUUUAAUAACUGAAUAAAAUGACACAUUUGUCAUAGACAAGUUUUGAUGUACAAAAGUAUAAUACAUUUAUUUAUGUGGGGUGCAACUAAGAGGUGCGAAAUAUUCUUUUCAAACUGUAGACAUGAGCAUAUGUAACAUUUUUAUUAAAACGGGUCUAAAAGUUGUUUGUCAUCAAGAAAAUUGCAUACAUUUUGGUAUUUUUUUAAAUACUAUCUGUGCAUAAUAUUAGUCGGUCAAGAACAGCUAUUUACAAACCGUACAUGGUUUUGGAUCAGAUAUUAAGCAAUGGCAACAUAACAAUAAAUAUUAUUAUGUAGAUACUCCAGUGUGUGGUAUUCACACCAUUACAAUUUCAUAAUCUGCAGUUGAACUGUUACCAUUUUGUCAUCUCUUGUGCAUUGACACUAAUCCAGUUAUAUGUAUUAUCCAGUUGUUUAUUAUUCAAAAGUAAUUAUUAAACUAUUUCAUUUAGACGGGCAAAGUAAAAAAAAUCCUUGCCGUUACAUUUUUUUUAAAACUACGACUAUUUGUUGCCCAACAUAUUUUACUUUGACACUUGGUCAAGAGAAAAGAGAGAUGCAACCUUCUCCCACCACAAAUGGUGACUGGGAAAAACUGCAGUUGAUUGGCAAAAUAUUAAUCUUCAGUUGGUCCCUUAUGUAGGUUUGCUGGUGGCUAAUUUUGACAAAAAAAUAAUCAAGAUUGCAAUCAGAUCAGAGUUGUGAAAAUAUGGCCGAUACAAUGCAUCCCCAUAGUUAUUGUUUCUGGUUUAUACCAGAUAUGAUAUUUUAUGUUGUGCAUUUGUGUGUAAUAUGACUUGGUGUAUUACAACUUGGUGCUUAUUUCUUGCAAAUCAUUAUUUUCAUUUUACCAUUUAAUGCACUUUAGUUAUUUUAACUCCAAUGCUUUGUAUUAUUUACCCAUUUUAUUGUUAAUUAGAACACCAAUAUAAAGUACAUUUAUAAAAAGAUUGGUCUUCAUUGGAGUAGUUAGAUAAAUUUACACUUUUUAAAAUCUUUAAAAACACCUUUUUUUUUUGUUUCGUGGAUAACUUUUGUUUAUGGUGGCUGCUGGUAUGUAGCAAAUGGACGUAUAUAUCAUCUAUUCUAAUAUUUUUUAAAACUUGAGAAAAACUAAAAUGUGCCAAAGGUUUUUACUUUUACAUCCAUUUUAAAAUGGUAAGCUAUUUAAGCUAAGUAUGCAGUGAGAAGAAUGCUGGGUUUUAUAAUUUCUUUGAACAUACUGGUUAAAUUGGUUUGCAAAUUAUGUCUUCCACAUUUAAUUUGAAUCCAUCUUUUGUCCAUUUUUAGUCAUUUACAGCAUGUGGCAUUUUUGUAUUCACUUUGUAAACAUUCACACAUUCUUCAAUAAAUAUUUCAUUAUAA